AUGGAUCCUCUGAGCCCUCACUCGCCUUCCUUACUAAAGAUUCAAGAGGUUAUUAACCUCAUGGUUCAAGCUCAUGGCCAAAAGGAGUUGGCCAAGGUUUGUUCCCCUGACGAAACUCCUGAAACCGCCCCGGAAGGUUGGUUUUGCAUUCACGAGAAGUAUAUCUCUAAAUCCCACCUCCGGUUUCCGCUUCCAGAUCUUCUGUUAGAUCUUCUUGAUCAUUAUCAACUAGCCCUCUCUCAACUCUGUCCCUCGGUUAUCCGAGUGAUAAAUGGUUUCAUUACUAGAGCUAAAGAGGAAGGAGUCGUCGUUGGUCUGACCGAACUGAUGAGCCUUUACACGAUCAAGGAGAGCUCUAGUAAGGAUGGUGGCAGUGGCACCUACUAUCUUCCUUGCCGUCCUAGGCUCGGACUUUUUAAAUCCUCUGGUAGUGACGAUGAUUGGAGGAAAAAAUACUUUUAUGUCAAGAUUGAUCCCUCUACAGUCCCAUUGGAUAUCGAGGAUCCUCCUAAGCUUACUGAUAAGCUGUCUAGAGCUCUUUUUCGGAAAUUGUAUCAGAGUCCCAAUACUUGGGCGUCUUUCACUGUUUCCCGUAUUGGAUCAGCUAGGUUCCCGGAUCGAUACAACGCCAGGUUCCUUGACCCGAUCCCUGCUGAAGAUUUAGAAGUCUCUGAAGGUCCUUUCGUGGUAGAUCUUUCGACUGGAGCUAGUACUUCCGAAACUGAAAAAACUCAAGCUCCCAAGAUGAGGCCUUCUUUCCGUUCCAGGAACAAACCUGCUGCAGCUGCCAGUGCUUCGCGAGGUAGCGAUAAGACCCAAGGAGGAGCCUUUCUCAGCUCACUGAAGGAGGUCCUUGAUGACGGGACCUCUGUCCCUGCUAAGGAUGUUAACCCAGUUGAGCCCAGAGCUCAAGAUGUUGUUCCCCGUCCUGAGGUUCCGACGGUUGAAGCUAACCCUCAGGCUGCUAGAGAUCCUCUCGAGGUCGAACCUCCGAGAAACAAGAGGUCUCGGACUGAUUUGGGAGAUAGGCCCACCAGGUCUUCCUCCUCGUCUUCUCGGGGAGGGGCCGUGGGUUGGAACUUCUCCCAUUCUAAGCCGGGAUCGAUAUUGGAUGAUCCUUGGGGUUUGGCAACCAUCAUGAGGCAUAUGAAGACGGUGGGAUGCUCCAUGCCUUCAAUCAAUGGUCUGUCCAACAAGGAAGAGUACAUUGAGAUAGCUCACCACAUGGGUCAACUGGCCGGAGCCAUUAACAGGGCUCAGCUGAGGUUUGAAGAGACCGUGCAUGAUGCUCCUAGCGCUAGAGACUUAGCUCAGGCCACUGAGUUGUUCAAGACUACCAAGAUGGAGCUCGACCUGGCUCGUGCUCGAGUUUCUGAGCUUGAAGCUGAGGUCGGGAGGCUUGGUUUGAAGGCUGAUACUCAACAAGGGAAGAUCGAGAGUCAGGCCAUCGAUAUUCGGGUGAAGAAUAGGAAGAUCAAUGAGUUAGAUGCUGCUCGCAGGAUAGCUGAGCACCAGGUCCGAGAGUUGAUCGCUUCGUCUCGGGAGAAGUUUGUCAAGAAAAAGGAAGAGACUGAUGCUCUGAUUUACGCUCAGGAGCUUCAGGCAAACACCGAGCUUCUGAAAGAGUUAUUAUCUAAGGAGAUUGAGAAUGCUGAGGAUGAGUAUCAUCGUUUGAUGGUACUGGUCCCGGAUGCUGGUGCUGCGUACGAGAAGGCUCAAGUUUCUGAUUUCUCAGUCAGCAAGCUCCCCAUUCCCCAAUUCUCCGAGAGCUCAGGUACUUUCGAGAUUAAUAUGUUUAAUCCGACGUUUUCUGGAGAAUAUGGUUCUAACUUGGGUUCGGUCUCUCCUGACUUAGUCCCCGUUGAGGCGACCCCGGGAGGUGAUGACCAAGAUGUUGAAGAAGAGGUUCCUGCCCAGGAGGAUGAUCCUAUCGAGGAGGAUAAGGAUGGUGAAGCUGAUCCUGGAUCCAAGGAAGGUCAAGAGCCGAUGCUCUCUAUGUUUUUAAAACUUCUGCCCAAGGGGCUUCUUUAUCUUUUGCUUUCAAGACUUAUAGACUGA
Messenger RNA from Raphanus sativus (radish), 2058 nucleotides. RefSeq names its product meiosis-specific protein ASY2-like. NCBI's taxonomy places the organism in Eukaryota, Viridiplantae, Streptophyta, Magnoliopsida, Brassicales, Brassicaceae. Bases 1 to 2058 code for a protein of 685 amino acids. The transcript is spliced from 5 exons. The record is from RefSeq and is a predicted model, not a curated record.